CCCCGCAUUUCAGACAGAUGUUUGACCAAUCCCCGCGCGGGUUGUGAACGCCACAGCAGCCAGCAAACACUGCAGUGCAGCGGCCAACCAGCGACCAGCUAGCCCGCCUGACAGCUCACACGGAAAUAUGGAUGAGAUAACCCGGGAUAACGGCCGUCAGACUGACCCCGUCCACGUGGGCCCGUAAACAUGUCCACAGAUGACAGCAUCUCUGAGGACGUGUCCAGCUCGGGCGCCCUGAGCCAUGGCCGUGUCAGCGCGGACGGCGGGAAGGAGAGCGAGGCCUCCCUGGAGUCCUCCGAGGGGACGUCGGCCUCGGGGCCGGCCGUGCCGGACGAGCGGCGCAGGCCCUCCCAGACCAAAGGAGGCGCCGUGGAGAGCAGAACCGUGGACCUCACACCAGCGUGCAAUAAGAUCAGGCGUCUCUGUCUGAGCUCAGAUGAAGCCUUUGAGCAAACCAGGAGCCUCCCGUUCAUCAACCCCAGCUCUCUGGAGACCCUCAGGGCUCUGGUGCAGGAGAUCCAGAGCAGCGGGGAGACCGACCCCGAGGUCUGGAAGGACUGUGAGAGUCGCUGGUUGCAUCUGUUCCAGCUGGUCGAAAAGCAAUACCAGGAGCAGAUCCUGGCCCAGCAGGAGCAGUACCAGUGCCAAAUUCAGUUGAUUCAGGAUGAAAUCAAAGCUCUGCUGCAGCUCCAGAACCGGCAGGCCAGCAUGCAGACGCACGCCGACUUCUCUCCGGCCCCCCUCGCCAAAACCCCCACAGACACGAAGGACACCUAUGUGUUCCCCCUCGUCCACCGCACGGCGCCCGCGCAGCCCGACUGCCUGACAGCCCCCGUCCACAGCACCUUCAGCUCUCCUUCGCCGCCACCUCCCAGAUCACAGAGCAACAACCAGGCGGAGGAGCACGCCACCACGGGGCUCAGCAGCGGCUACGGCACCCUGACCACCUGGGAGAGCAGCCUGGAACCUGCAGGGGGGGGCUUAGAAGAGACCGAAGGAGCGGAGCACCUCAGAUGGAGCUCCAACCUUCAGGAACGCUCGGAGACGGCGGCCACGUUCCAGCCGCCGUUCUCCGGUGAAAGGGCUGAUGGAGGGAAGGAUCCGGCAGAGAACCAGCAGAAGUCACCAGAAGUUUGUCAGCAGUUCACCUCCUGGGCUCAGAGACAGAAACUCAGACCCAAGAAGAGCAAGUCGGAACAGGCGUCACCCGAAACCCCAGAGGAGCACGGUCAGACCAGCAGCUUCAGAGAACCCAGCACAGAGACCCGUCUACAGGACCUGGACCAGCAUCCAGCUGUCAGGCCGGCGUCCAGCUGCCUCCCGCUGAUGAGGAGCGACAGCCUGAUGUCCGAGGCCUCAGGUUUUACUUACUGGCGCCUAAAUGAGUGUGAGCUCUACCGCCCCCUACCGGACAGCUUUGACAGCGGCGCUUACCUCCUCCUGCAGGAGGCGUCCCACAGCCUGAACCCCCCCCAGGAGCCCCGGCUGUCCCUCAGAGAGAUUUAUCAGAACAAGCGCAGAGACUGGAGACGGUCUGACGGCGAAGGCUCCGGCACUUCUCGCUCGCUGUCGCCACAGGUGCUGACGUUGGACGCAACGGCAAACCCGCGGCAGUCCGACCACACCUCCGGCUUCACCUCCCCCUCCUUCUUCAGCAGCCCCUCCCUCGCCGCUCAGCCUCACCUGUACCCCAGAGUCGGGACCCCCGUGACCCCUGACAGCAUGGCAGAGUAUAACCCCAACCCCCCCGACUGCGUCUCCGAGGCCUCCAGUGUUUCCGGGCCGUCUCCCCCCAAAACCCAGCUCUCCCCCACAGACAGCCAGCAGCACACGGCCACCGAAGAGGAGGGGAGCCGCGCCCUCACCGGCCCCCCGAAGCCCGGUCCAACCCGCGGUUCUGCUCUGAGGCCGGCGGAGGGUCCACAGGCGGAGAGAUCUUCAUCUCUGGAGGAUCCCAUCGUCCUUUCUCUACUCCGGCAGAACCUGAGAGAAAAGCAUUCCCGACACGUGGCGGACCUGAAGGCCUACUACGAGUCCGAGAUCCAAACCCUGCGGGAGAAACUCCAACUGCGAGACCUGCCGCGGGAUCUGGAGAAGAGCAACCAGGCGCUGACAGAGAGGUGCAGACACCUGGAGGAGGCUCUGGUCGACGCCACGCAGCACAUUCAGGACCUGGAGCAGACCAACCUGUCGCUGGAAAAGAAACUGGCAGAGUGGGCGGAGCGAUACGCCGCGGCCGCCGCCACCGUGAAGUCGCUGCAGCAGCGCCUAGAAGAAAGCAAGCGCUCGGGCAGAGAGAAGGACGCCCUGGCGAGCCGCUUGAGGACCCGCGUGCAGCAGCUGGAGGAGGCGGCGCAGACGGCGUGCCGGGACGCCGACGAGAAGCAGGCGAGGAGGGAGAGAGAGUACAAGAUGCUGCAGGACCUGCUCUCAGAAUACGACUGUCUAACCAAGGAGCACGAGUCUGUGAAGAACAACCUGGUGUCCACAGAGAGCAAACUCGUGGACGCCAGCGAUCACAUCUCAGAGCUGAAGAGAGUUGUCUCCAAGCUGGAGGCUCAGGUCAAGCAGCUGGAGCACGAGAACCAGGCCCGGGCCCGGUACGUUCCCCAGAGCCACGCUCAGCCGUCGGGGGCGGGCCUCUUCCACCACCCGGACCUGCUGCUGUCGCCAAGCAAAAGUGCAGUGGAGCCGGACGUCUCUCGCAGGAAGUCCGACCAGCUGAACGGCGCCCGGAAGCCACAGAACCAGCAGGCGGGUCUCCAGAGGAGGUCGGCCUCGUCGGGGAGCUCCGCGGACGCGUCCUCAGCUGAUGGGAGCUGGAGGUGUGCAUCUCCUCCCGAGUGCGAGCAGAGUCUUCCUCGGAGCAGAGCGCCGGAGUGGGGCGGAGCCCGGAGAGACGGGUCCAGCCCGCUGACGCCAGUGAUGAAGGCCCUGAUAGAGCUGGAGGAGACUAGAGCCACCGAGAGCCGGGCGCCAUGGGUCGGCCGCCACAGGACCACGGUCGGGUUCGUGGAGCGGAAGCACAAAGAGCUGCUUCCAGAGCGAGCCGAGGUUCUCCAUGAACCCAAACCUGCAGCCGAGCGAGGAGGACCCAGAGGAGCGGCUCUGCUGCGAGCCCGGAGGAGUCUGUCUCCAGACAGCCACCGCUCGUCCUCACUGCCCCCGCCAGCGCAGAGGAACGGCGCCCCUACCACGCCCACGAAGAGAGAGACGUUACUGAAGCCUCUGUCUGCAAAGUCCAGCCCCAAACGCUGCCCCACCGAGAACUUCUCCACCGCGUUCGGUCACCCGCUGCCACGAGAGGAGCACCUGCAGCACAGGUUGGACGGAGAGACGGACAGAAGACGCCACUCGUUCCACAGCGGCAGCCCCAGAAAGAGGCUGCAGUUCGCCGACAGAAACAGUAGCCGAGAGCCUCAGGAUCCAGCCUUCGGCGCCAGCACCAAACCCUCCGAAGGUGCCCCCCAGCUGGGCUGGGAGCAGCAGCGAGGCUGCAGCGGGCCGGACCUGCAGGACCCCGGCGAGGACUCGGUUCUGCUGAACCCGGACAGACCCGAGUCUCUGGCCGAGGCGGAGAGGCUCUUUGACGAGCUCACUCAAGAAAAACUGCAGGUUGAAGCCGCUUUGAGCCGGAUCCCCGGAGCAGGCGGGAGAGUCAGUCUGCAGACCCGCUUGGAUGAGGCGGCUUUAGAGAACCGUCUGGAGCGUCUGAACCGCGAUCUGGGCUCCAUCCGAAUGUUCCUGAAGAGAUUCCACAUCCUCCGCUCUUCUGCCAACGUUUAGGAAUGUCACACGGAUUGUACAGCAGACCUACACCCACGUCUUUUAUACUGGUUACUCUGGGAUAUUUUUUAUACGAUGGAAACUUAUUGCGAUAUUUGGAGUCUAUUUUUAGUAAAACAGAUUUGUACAGUCGUUUACUUUUAUAGUCAGGAAAAUAUUGAAAUGAUAAAGUUUUAUGACAUUAAAGAGUACAUUUCUUCUUAAAGAAUUUGUGUUUAAAAUGUGAAUUUACAGUGUAACAUUCCUUUAUAUUGAAUACCACAACAUCCAUUUUUAAUGUUUUUGUCAAUAUUUACCAUUUCGAUUUUUAUGGAUUCAUGUUUUUAUUGCUUUGAAUGUUUUUUAGUUCAUAACAUUUUGGGCCAAACUUACUCAACUUGAAGGAAAUAUUUGUUUACUUGAAUCAAUUUGCCUUUUUUCUUGUUUACUUUCCAUUUUGAGGCUUUUUUCUUUCAGUUUGUGAUGGACUUCUAUUGCAGUGUCGACACAUUUCAGAUUAUCAGCGACCGUUUCUCCUUUAAGCUGUCAGGAUUUUUUAUUUAUUUACUUUUUUGCACUGUUUUCUGUCUUCUUUUUCUCACAGAUUGAACUUUUAACUGGACCUGUAAUGUUGUUGCACAAUAAAGCAAUCUUUUUUUAACAAA
This is a messenger RNA of Oryzias melastigma (Indian medaka), 4433 nucleotides long. RefSeq names its product M-phase phosphoprotein 9. The coding region runs from base 190 to 3789 and encodes 1199 amino acids. The transcript is spliced from 24 exons. Gene Ontology annotation, cellular component: centriole. NCBI's taxonomy places the organism in Eukaryota, Metazoa, Chordata, Actinopteri, Beloniformes, Adrianichthyidae. The record is from RefSeq and is a predicted model, not a curated record.